UCAAUGGUGUGUGUUUGUGUGUGUGAUGACAACAAAAUAAUAAAAAAAUAAAUAAAAAAUACUCACUCACAUGUUGAUGAUCAGGGCAGCAGAACAAUAUUGUUAUUAAAUUAAAAAAUAAAAAUGGAUAAUGCAACAAAAGUCAAAGCAGAAGAGCCUGAAUUAAUUCCUGAUUUUGCAAAACCAGAAAUUCAAGAAGCCAGGGCAUUUUUAAGAGAAAGAUUUCUAACAUUUAUCAAUGGAAUUGUUUCCAAAGAUGCAAAAUUUAAUUUAUACGAAAAUUCAAAAGUAUCUGGUGAAUUUCGAGGCACUGAUGUUGAUUGUUUAGAAUUAUAUGUCAAAAAUUUAUCAACACCAUUGGGAAAAAUACCACAAGCAGUACUAAGAGCAACAGAUGUUAUAACAUUCGAAAUAGAAAAUUUAAAAGAUGAAUAAAUAAAUCUAAAAAAGAAACUCAAACAAUAUGUUGAUAACUAAAAAUUUAUUUGUCUUUUUUUUUCAUUCAACCUUUAGAGAUAAUUUCAAACAUUGUAUAUUUACAGAA
Molecule: messenger RNA, 544 nt
Organism: Aphidius gifuensis
Lineage: Eukaryota; Metazoa; Arthropoda; Insecta; Hymenoptera; Braconidae
Product: gem-associated protein 7-like
Exons: 2
Coding region: 124-435 (103 amino acids)
Biological process (GO): spliceosomal snRNP assembly
Cellular component (GO): SMN-Sm protein complex
Source: RefSeq, a predicted model, not a curated record